Molecule: messenger RNA, 1525 nt
Organism: Micropterus salmoides (largemouth bass)
Lineage: Eukaryota; Metazoa; Chordata; Actinopteri; Centrarchiformes; Centrarchidae
Product: immunoglobulin lambda-1 light chain-like
Exons: 4
Coding region: 4-759 (251 amino acids)
Biological process (GO): immunoglobulin production; immune response
Source: RefSeq, a predicted model, not a curated record
ACAAUGAUGAUGUCACUGAUUCUACUGCUGGCCACCCUGGGGCUCCUUGUUCAGGGUUCAUCAGGACAAAUCAUCCUGACUCAGUCUCCUGGAUCUCAGUCUGCUGUUGCAGGACAGACUGUCUCUCUCAGAUGUAAAACCAGUACAGGUGUUUAUAGUUCUGGUUACAGCUGGCUCAGCUGGUACCUUCAGAAACCUGGAGAAGCUCCUAAACUCCUGAUUUAUUAUGCUACAACCCGUCAGUCUGGAGUUCCAGAUCGUUUUAGUGGAAGUGGAUCUGGGACUGACUUCACUCUGACCAUCAGUGGAGUUCAGGCUGAAGAUUCAGGAGUUUACUACUGUCAGCAAUAUCAAAGCUAUCCACUCACACAGAACAUGACUUUGGUCUCCGUCCUCAUCUGGACUCUCCUCUGCUGCUGCUUCACAGAGUCCAGAGGCCAGAUCACAGUGACUCAGCCUGGAGCAGUGAGCUCUGCUCUGGUAGCCUCCGUCUCCAUCAGCUGUAGGGUCAGUCAGCAGGUUGAGAGCUGUAGCAGUGCUUACUGUUUACACUGGUACCAACAGAAAGAUGGAGAAACUACUAAACUACUCAUUCGCAACACCAACGAGAGAAUGUCAGGGAUUCCAGGUCGUUUUAGUGGAAGUGGAUCUGGGACUGACUUCACUCUGACCAUCAGUGGAGUUCAGGCUGAAGAUGCAGCAGUUUACUACUGUCAGAGUUAUCAUUGGAUCAACAGUCAGCUUGUGUUCACACAGUGAAAAAGCGUCGUACAAAAACCUCCCUCAGUCAGACUGAACAGAAACUGAACUGACUGCUGCAGCUGGAAGCUACUGCAGAGACUGAUACAGUUCACUGAGGACACACACACACACACACACACACACACACACACGUUAAAAGCACAAGAAUAUCCAACAUGUCAGCUUCAUUGAUGUCGACCAACAAACCACAGCUGACUGAAAACAGCAAGCAGAGGAUCAAACUCAGAUGAUGUCUCUUACUUUUCAAUUCAGUGUAUUAAUUAAUUUGGUUUUAAUCCCUUUUAUCUAACACAGUCCACUCAGCAUAUAUACAUUUUUCAAAAGGUGGUUCCCCUGUGCUCCUGCAAACAUCACCCUGACCUCCAUCAGACACAGUAUACAAAGCUGAGACAGGAGACAGAGAUCGACAUCAUGGAGCUGGAAGAAAAUUACAAAUUCACAGAACUGAAAACAUAAUAAUAUAUGCAUAUGUUGAUCAAUGUGGUUGCACCAUGAGUCCAAAAACCAGAUAAGUUCUUUGUAGGGGUUGGUGUGUUUUCGAUGAUGCAUGAGGCGGUUUGAAGCACAACUUGAGGGAUCUUCAGAAGAAGUUUCAAAAGCUGUCUGACCAAACAAUGCUGAAUGUUUUGGGGAUGGAAUGCACCAUGUGAAGUGAGGUUUGGACAGUGGACAUCAUGUGGUGCAUGAGGUCAGUGAACCGCUUGACAUUUAGCACAGAGAUUUCAAGUUGUUCUAAAUAUAAUAAAUUCUGUUUUGUCUUUCA